UACAUCUUUUAGAUCCACAAUAUUAUGAUCAAAAGCUUACUACUAAUAGUAUGUUAAUAAUCACACAAUUUGUUCAAAAAUAUUACUCAGACAAUGCAAAUAUUAUUUGGCAACAAUUAAUUAAAUACAAAACAGAGGUAGGUAACUUUGAAACCUUAGCACCUGAAUUAUGUAAAGUUGCUACUCAAAUUCUUGCAAUUCCUUCAUCAUUAGCAGCAUCAGAACAUAAUUGGUCAGCUUUUUACUACAUUCAAGAAAAAAAAAGAGCUAGAUUAACUAAUGAACAGAUUUUAAAAUUAGUAUAUAUAUAUAGCAACUAUAAACUUACUUAUAUUGAGCUAUUAGAUCUAAUGAAAGAUGAUUCAAGUGAUUUAUAUAAAGAAAUAUUGUUAGAAAAUGAAAGUAAAGAAUUGUUUAAAUUAGAUGCUAAAAAAACUAAUAGUGAAACAGAUAGUACAGAGAGUGAACAU
Molecule: messenger RNA, 470 nt
Organism: Cetraspora pellucida
Lineage: Eukaryota; Fungi; Glomeromycota; Glomeromycetes; Diversisporales; Gigasporaceae
Source: the annotation of a GenBank genome assembly